AUGACCGAUAGCCUACACCAUCUGCCCAGCUUCGGGUUGGAGCUGCCCCAAUCCAAGAUCAUCACCGCGGCACUCGCAUUCGCAAAGGACCACUGCAAUGAGCUGACCUACAACCACGCCGUGCGCUCCGCCUACUGGUCGGCCAUCAUCGCCAAAAGAGAUGCUUCCUUUUCCGGAAGCCCGCUGGACCUGGAGCUCGUCGUGCUCAGCUGCAUCCUGCACGACAUGGGAUGGGCCGAGAGCAAGCAGCUCUUGUCUCCGGACAAGCGAUUCGAAGUCGACGGCGCCAACAUUGCCCGCGACUUCAUCAACCAGUUCAACGCGGAGGAUGGCGGCGAUGCCUGGGACCAGAACCGUGUACAGCGCUGCUGGGACGCCAUCGCGCUGCACACGACCUUUAGCAUCGCCCGGCACGCCGCCGUCGAGGUCGCCGUGGCCGCCUGCGGCAUCCUCGCGGAUUUUCAAGGACCGCACUUUCCCUACGGCCCCGGCCACCCGGAUAACCUGAUCACGGCGGACGAGUACCACGCAGUCAUGGGGCUCUUUCCCCGCGCAGGCUUCACCGGCGAGGGCUUGACGAAGCUCAUGUGCGGCAUCUGCCGGGACAAGGGCGCGACGACGUUUGACAACUUCGUCGGCGACUUUGGUGAGCGGUUCGGCGUGGACGGGGCGGGGGCCGGGAAGGCGGCGUUCAGCCGGGCGCGGAGUGACGCGAACGUGGUAAACCUGCUACUCGGCGGCUUGGAUGCGUUGGAGGAGCUGGAUGCUGGCAAGCGGCAAGGUUAG
Messenger RNA from Cordyceps fumosorosea ARSEF 2679, 786 nucleotides. RefSeq names its product metal dependent phosphohydrolase. Lineage: Eukaryota; Fungi; Ascomycota; Sordariomycetes; Hypocreales; Cordycipitaceae. The coding region runs from base 1 to 786 and encodes 261 amino acids. The transcript has a single exon. The record is from RefSeq and is a predicted model, not a curated record.